UUUUUAAUUGUUCGUACCGCAAUAGUUUUGGUCAACUGUUUAACGUGUGUGAAUCGCGAUACUUAAACUAUUAAGUUCUCUCAUCCAUCAUCAUCUAGGAGUAGCAGAAACGACUCCAGUUUGAUUUUACUGGCCUAUCUUAUUGUUAAUAUGAAGAUAAAAGCUUGAUUUUUUUUCAUUUCUACUUCUUGAUUUGAAAAGAAAAUGGGUAAACAGAAUAGCAAAUUGAAACCUGAAGUAUUAGAAGAUCUCAGACAAAAUACAGAAUUUUCAGAUUCUGAGAUUCAAGAAUGGUAUAAAGGAUUCUUGAAAGAUUGUCCUGGUGGGCAUCUUAGUGUUGAAGAGUUCAAAAAAAUUUAUGGAAACUUUUUUCCAUAUGGUGAUGCAUCAAAGUUUGCAGAACAUGUAUUCCGAACAUUUGAUGCCAAUAGUGAUGGUACAAUUGACUUCAGGGAAUUCCUUUGUGCUUUAUCAGUAACAUCUAGAGGGAAACUAGAGCAAAAACUAAAAUGGGCGUUUAGUAUGUAUGACUUGGAUGGUAAUGGAUACAUAUCACGCCAAGAAAUGUUGGAAAUUGUUACAGCCAUUUACAAAAUGGUAGGUACUGUGAUGAAAAUGCCUGAAGAUGAGUCUACACCCGAAAAAAGAACUGAUAAGAUAUUUAGACAGAUGGAUAAGAAUAAUGAUGGUCGUCUAUCUUUAGAAGAAUUCAUUGAAGGGGCAAAAAGUGAUCCUUCAAUAGUCCGGUUGUUACAGUGUAAUCAUACUGUUCAAUAAAUUGACUAUAUAGCAAAAUUUUAUGGUCAAUAAUAAAUUUAUAAUAGAAUUACAUCUUUUUAUAUAUUAUUUAACCAUAAAGAAAAAAAUAUUUGAGGAAUUAAACAAUAAAUUUGAGUAUACAUAAAUUAAAUAUUAUGGUGCAUAUUCCAGUUAUUAAUUCAAAUUCGAUUUCAUAAACAUUUACCAGUAUUUUUUUGGAAAUCAAAGAAAUCGUUUCAAAAAGUUAAAUAUUUUCAUUUUAUGUUCAUAUAGUGUAUAGUCAAUGUGUAUGAGUAAUUCGAAUAUUUUGCUUUUAAAAAAUUAUUGUUUUUUACUGUGAUAUAUUCCUAAACUAAUUUUUAUUUUAUCCUAAGAGAAACUCAAUUCACUUUAAUUAUAGUUAAAAUAUUUUAACUCAAAUAUUUAUAUAUUAUUUUAUAAAUAUUUGAAUCAAAUUUUUUUAGAAACUAAAAACAAAUUGUUCUAACAAUUUCUUUUGUUCCAUAUUAUAAUUUUUAACCCACAUUUUUAUUUUUAAAAUUUAUAUUUAAUUGUUGAUUGAAAAUAAUAUUUGUUAAUGCUUGAGUUUAUUAUUUCUCUGAUUACUUCUAAAUAACUAUUAUUCAAUUAACAUAAAAAAAUGUAUGUCUCUUUUUAAAUGAAUUUAAUAGAUAUACUUAUUAAAUUUGUUGGGCAUCAAAUAUUAUUAGAAAAAUGACAUUGAACUCAAUUGUGAAAUAUUUAUCCAUAGUUUUCAUUAUAUAAUAAAUAAUUUUUGUAUACUGUUUUAAACAGUAUUAAGCUAAAAUAUUUAUCCUUUAUUAGACAAGUAUUAUAAGUGUUUCCUCUACAACAUUAGAAUACCUUUAUUUCAUGAGUAAUUUAAAGUGAGUUUAGAUUAAUUAAAAUAUAAGACUAUAAAAAGUUUUGAAAAAAAUUAUUAUGUGCUAGUUAUAAUUUUUUUUUCAUUUUAUGGUAAUACUUAAAUUUUAGUUUUAAAAAUUCUUACGAAUAUCUAAUCUUUUUUAAUUGCUCUUAUUUUCUAACUUUAUUUCUGUAUCUGAAAAAUUAUUAAAUAACACAACUAAAUAAGUUUCCUACGAUUUUCAAGGAAAAUAUCUACCAAGUAUUAUAUUAAAUUAACCUAAAUGAUUAGUGGUUAAGAGCCCGUUGUUUCUUUAAUUGUUAUUUUGUUAAAAGUAUAUAUAUUUUU
Messenger RNA from Daktulosphaira vitifoliae (grape phylloxera), 1972 nucleotides. It is a transcript of the gene Nca, whose product is annotated as neurocalcin homolog. Bases 205 to 777 code for a protein of 190 amino acids. The transcript has 5 exons. The record is from RefSeq and is a predicted model, not a curated record. Gene Ontology annotation, molecular function: calcium ion binding. NCBI's taxonomy places the organism in Eukaryota, Metazoa, Arthropoda, Insecta, Hemiptera, Phylloxeridae.